UUCUUUUAUUGUGUUAAGAAAUUAGAUCUUUUUAGACUAUGUUCGAAUGCCUUCGUGAUUGAUAAAAAAUACUCUUGGAAUGAACAUUUUUGGAGAGGUUAUUUUCAAGUGUUUGGGUCUCAAGGGUGUUGCCUUGAUAUAGUUUUCCAUAUAAAUGUUGCUGGCAUUAUUGUAUCAGCCAGGAUAUUUCCUAUUGGUAUAUAUUAGUAGGAAGGAUAUCGCUUAGCAUUCAUAUUAAGAAAUAAAAUACACGUACAAUACAAAUAAUAUUCUUGCGUCUAAUUAUUUUCGAAGACAGCGUAACCGCAAUCAAUUAUAGCCUGGGGACGAGUGUGUAUAGUCGUGAAGGGCGACUGUACGCAGGCCUCGGACUGAUAGUGUUUGUGAUACGUAGAGCGCAAGGGCGGGCGUUAUCGAGCGUGGGCGGCCGCGCAUGUCACUCCACUCGCCUUCAAGCCGCGGCCUCGCGAUAUGCACUACGCGGCAUAUCCUACUAAAAUACUAACCGCACGAAUUACGCUCGCGUGCGACAAGCAAAUAACGUAGAACAAACAAUGCGAGCCGCUGCAAUAUAAGUUAGAGAUAUUCACGUGAUAAUUAUGUCAAGCAAUAUUAUAGUAAAGUAUGAGUACAGUAGUUCUAUUGUAUAAAUUCGGCCGACAUAAUACAAACAUAUCACGACCAUGGACGUUCAAAAGCAACAAUUAUGUCCGCGACUGGUGGAUUAUCUAACUAUAGUUGGGGCACGGCCAUACACAACUGGAAAAGGAUUAGCUCCUGUACAGGCUCCAGAACUUCUGCGUCGGUAUCCGCUCACCAACCAUGACGACUUUCCCUUGCCACUCGACAUGGUGUACUUCUGUCAGCCCGAAGGCUGUGUGUCGGUGGCACAAAGGCGACAGCUUGCGCAUAUCGCUGCUAGGGACACCACGUCUUUUGUUUUUACGCUCACUGAUAAAGAUUCGGGUAAAACUCGUUACGGAAUCUGCGUCAAUUUCUACCGUGCGGUAGAACGGGCGCCGCCGCCGGGUCCCCGUGAGCGUGGAAUAUUAAGGCGCGAGUCUUGGCGCAAAUCUAUGGAAAGAAGUUCUGACUCUGCGUUCUCCAGUGACUAUAGGAGCAGCAACCUAGCGCCAAGUGACUCGGAGCGCGAAUGCAGUGCGCCGCGGUUGGCGCCCGCACCUGAUUCAGAGAGCGGCGGCGAACACUCGCCCAGCCCAAGGGCAACUAGGAAACGCCAGCGUAUCCGAAAUCAUUCAUUAACCUCCCUUUGUCUUUUAUCUCAUCAUCCAUUCUUCUCAACAUUCCGAGAGUGCCUAUUUAUCCUUAAAAAAUUGAUAGAUGCCUGUAAUGAGUCUUCCAGUCCGCGACGCGUUGGAGCGUCCAGACAAAUAUUUAGAGAUACAGUAUGGUCAGUGUUAACUGGCCAAGCCUACGACAAUACUCCCACAAUAGUGUUACACGACGUAAAGGAGAUCGAGACAUGGAUACUGCGUCUCCUCUCCGCUCCCGUGCCCGUGCCGGGGAAAACUCGCGUGGAAUUAGAAGUUCUGUCCAACACUGCGCAUGCACCGCUUGUGUUUGCUCUGCCGGAUCAUACGCGGUUCACUCUUGUGGACUUUCCUUUGCACUUGCCUUUAGAAUUGCUUGGUGUGGAUACCUGCCUCAAAGUUCUCACUCUGAUUCUUCUGGAAAAUAAAGUGGUGGUACAAUCGCGUGACUACAACGCCCUCUCGAUGUCCGUAAUGGCGCUGGUGUCUAUGUUGUACCCGUUAGAGUACAUGUUCCCAGCGAUACCAUUGCUGCCGAGUUGUAUGAGCUGCGCAGAACAAUUGCUAUUGGCUCCUACCCCGUUCUUGAUUGGAAUCCCUGCUACGUUCCUCACGUAUAAGAAGAACUUUAAAUUACCAGACGAUAUUUGGUUAGUGGACCUGGAUGCUACCAAGUUAACAUCCCCCACUGGAGCCGAUCAAGAACUUCCACCUCUCCCGGAACCGGAGAGUUCAGUUUUGAAGAGUCAUUUGAAACAGGCUAUGCAACUCAUGGGGGCGGCUGGAACUGGAGCGUUAAGCAGUCUCACAAAUACAUCCGCGGAACAAGCAGCCGCACCACUUAUGCCUUCUAGAAGAGAUAGUGUUGGAGGUGCUACACUUAAAGUGCAAAACCCAACGUUCAAAGACAUGCAAGGCUCGCACAGCACGCCGGAGAGCCGGCGCGUGUCGGUGGGCAGCGCGGCGCACUCGCAGCGGCACUCGUUCGCGUCCGCGCACUCGCCGCAGUCGCUCGCGUCGCACUCGCCGCACUCGCCGCAGCAGCCGUUCAACCCGCUUAUCUAUGGGAACGAUGUGGACUCAGUGGACGUGGCUACUAGGGUUGCUAUGGUCCGUUUCUUCAACUCUCAGAAUGUACUGGCCAACUUUAUGGAACACACUCGAACGUUGCGAUUAUACCCCAGGCCUGUUGUUGCGUUUCAAAUCAACAGCUUUCUCCGAUCGCGUCCUAGGACGUCUGCCUUUUUAAACAAAUUCGCCAGAACCCAGGCAGUGGAGUUCCUAGCGGAGUGGUCGCUGACGCCGCACAACGUGGCGUUCCUGCGCGUGCAGACCGGCGUGCUGGACCCGCGGCAGGUCGGCGACAAGCCCAAGUGGUUCGCGGACGGGCUGCAGCCGGUGCGCUUCGCCGUGUGGGACGACGGCAGCUCGCUCAACGGCGCGCUGCGCCAGCUGCAGCGGCAGGAGAAUCAGCCCACUGAUGAAAGUGGUUCCGAUUCCGAUGGAGCGGAAAGCACAAGCUCUUCUUAUUCAUCUCUCAGUGAUUUCGUUUCCGAAAUGGCUUCGUCAGAUUUAUCUCCAGGGGGUAUACAGCAUGUUAUUGGAGAAACUUAUAAUGCUGUUGUACAAGUUCCAAUGACGCUUUCUUCGUCUCUUGAUCCUAAAACAGUAUAUAGCCCACCAUCUUCACUUAUGUUUGGAGAUGAAGAUCUCGAGGAACGCAAGGAACAAGGACGGGAGUCCACGUCUCCAUCACCUUCUGGAUCUAGUUCUGACCAUAGCGAUUUGUCUGAUGAUGAAGUAGCUGCAGAGGGCAAAGACGAUGCUGUAGAUCAUGCACCACCGGUUAAAAAGAGUGACACGGACAGCGGUAGUUUCGGUCGGGAGUCUGACUCCAAUUCCACCACCACCCCGGCUACCGUUGUUAGGGCUGAUCAUACUCCAUCACACAAGACGCAGUAUGCUACAAGAACUAAGAGUUCUGGAAGCGGAGUCUCACGACAAGCGUCGCAAACCUCGCUUCUGGAACAAUUUGCAGCUCAGGCAAAGGAAUUAGUCCGGGAAACUACUCGACAAAGUAGUCAAGAAGGACUCUUGGCUCAUAUGGACAAGAAAGGACAAGUAGAGCAAGGAGAGGAAAAGAACAUAUUUGCUCCCUUCGAUAAGCUAACAUCUCACGCCAAAAAAGCAGCUGAAGAAGCUUCUAAAAGUGUACAAGAGGCCUCGAAAUCUGCUUUAGAAGCAAGUAAAACUGCUACUGCAGUGAGUAAGAAUACUCUAGAGGAUCUCACUUACGUCGGCAAGUCCACUUUAGGGGAUCUCACUAAGAGCGCCAAAGAAGCCGCUGCUAAAAAGGGAUUAUUGAAGGGAGAAAGUCAAGAAGGUCCUGGACCAAUGGGACGCAGAGAAUCCGGCGCGCUACAAACAACAACGUUACUGGCCACAACGCACCGAGAUUUCUUCUCUAACAUCAGUUCCGAUCUGAACGGUCUCGCUGCUUCCACUUCAAGCAUGUUUAGCGAUUUCUUUGGUUCGAAAGGCAAGCAGGCGAAAGCCGCGGAGACGCCGACGUCGGCGCCGCUGUCGGCCACGUUCGGGCCGUUCUCGCAGGGCGCGCGCGGGCUGGUGCAGCGCUCGCCGCUCAUCCGGCACGCCGCGCCCGCGCCCGCGCCGCCGCAGCUCGGCCCGCGCUCGCCCAACACCGAGAACCAGGCCUUCCUCAACGAUCUCAUUCAACAUGUUUUAGAAGGAGAAGGUGUGGGAUGGCUUAAACUAAACCGUUUAAAAAAGUUAAUGGAAGAUGAGUCAUAUAGAAACAUGGUACUCAGUAAAUUAAAUAGAAACAUAAACCGUAAAACAACACCUAACGAUAAAGUGGAAGAUGUGUUUGUGAGUAAGCCUGUAUGGAAAGGAAUGUUAAAAGUUCUUCAAGCAGUCGUCCAUGGUUUAGAGCACACGUAUUCCAAUUUCGGUUUAGGAGGAAUGGCAUCAGUAUUUCAAUUAACUGAAAUGGCGCACACUCACUAUUGGAGUAAAGAAGUAGCAGGUUUGGAACAGGGUGGGAUGGGGGGUUCCGCUUUAUCUGAACAAUAUAGACAAGAUAUGGAUACUCCUUCAUCUACUCCGUCAUCGAGGAAAAGUUCUCAGUCAGAUAUGCCAGUUUUAAACUACCCCGAAAUGGAUGCGAACGAGGGUGCAACUACAACAGAAAUGUUCAAAGACAUGUUGAACUCAAAACGGAAUCUCUUAUUCAGCAAACUGACAUCAUUCGAUUCUGACGCGCGGCCGGCGGAGGGCGGCGCCGGGCCCGCGCCCAACGACCGCACUUUUAAAUCCAAUCUGUCCGAUUCCGACGCAAUGUUCCUCGAUUUUACCCAGGUUUGCCGCGGUACCCCAAGUAAGCCUCGAACAGCGAGUGUAUUUUCUUCGAAGUCAGCAACGAGCUACAAGCCUCAAGUUGGAGUACCCACUACCUCACCUCUCACCUCGCCCGAUACCGCUCGAACGUAUUUGUAUCAGGGACUGAUAGGUAAAGAAAGAUCAAAUUUAUGGGACCAAAUGCAAUUCUGGGAGGAUGCGUUCCUCGAUGCAGUCAGUCAAGAGCGUGACAUGAUUGGAAUGGAUCAAGGAGCCAACGAAAUGAUGGAGCGGUAUAAAUGUCUCAGCGAAACUGAAAGGAAACGCCUGGAGCACGAGGAAGAUCGUUUAUUAUCCACAGCUUUAUAUAACCUGACUGCAGCAAUGGUCCUGUUUAACGUAGAAGCUGACAUCGUUCGGAAUAAAGUGAGACGAUUGUUGGCCAAAAGUCAUAUUGGGCUGGUGUAUAGCCAGGAAGUGAAUCAUCUUCUUGAUGUUGUUCAUUCUUUGCACGGUAACGACAUAGAACUGAAGGCGUUAGGAUCUCGACAAGCUCGGCGUGCUUCAUUCACAGUGCACGAACGGGACGCGGGGGGUCCAUUGCGUUUCAUGGAAGUGCGCACUGAUGGUCUCGUGCUCAGAUCUACACAAGGAACAAUCGUUGAAAGAUGGUGGUACGAGAGACUGGUCAAUAUGACUUACAGCCCGAAAAUACGAGUAUUGUGCCUUUGGAGGAAGAACGGUGGUCAGACGCAAUUACAUAAAUACUAUACAAAGAAGUGCAAAGCGUUAUACUAUAGCAUUAAAGAGGCAAUGGAGAAAAGUGGUCGGCGGCAAGAAGCCGCCGAGUUGGGAGGAGAGUUCCCGGUGCAAGAUUGCGCUUCCGGCGAAGGUGGUCUUAUACAGGUUUGCAUGGAGGGCGUCGGGCUGCUGUUCCACCACAGCAAGGAUUUCGAGUUCUUUGUGCGGCUCGAUCACAUUCGAAAGUGCUUCACACAGAAUGGUGGUAUCUUCGUUUUAGAAGAAUUUAAUCCCAAGACGAGACAAAUCACUCAACGGAAGUACAAAUCAGUCAUGGCGGAUCAGAUAUGUUACGCGGUGCUGUGUGUGUUUUCGUACUUCGCUGCGGGUCAAGAGCAAAAGAAAGCUAUUCUCGAACAAGCGGCUAGGAUUCCACCAGUCCAUCCACAACCUAAUGCUGACAAUACGAAUGUCCAGUCUCGGACUACGGCAUCAUCUACACAAAUCACUCAGGAGAGAGCAGACGCCUCUGGUCGCACAGAGGACGCGUCGAGGAGCGCAAAGACGCGCGUGCCGCCUGACCGGCAGCCGCGCGCGCUGCCCGACCGCCCCGAGCGCCACGCGCCGCGCUCGCUGCCUGAGCGGCCUGACGCGAGAUCUGAUUACGUGAACCAAGCGCAAAGGCGCGAAAGCAUUGAAAGACGGGACGAGAACGUGGGCGCAAGCUCAGACAGGGAGCGGGGCGAGCGGGGCGAGCGGGGGGAGAGGGGCGAGCGCGUGAGCCGCGCGGAGAGCCUGCCGCCGCGCCGGCCGCCGCCGCCCGCGCCCGCGCUGCGCCUGGCGCGCACCAUGUCGCACACCUCGCCGCACCGGACGCUCGACCCGCCGACGGUCGUCCCCACAAAGGCGGGCGGGCGCGCCGGCGCGCCAGGCGUCCGCGGGCGCGGGCACGUUCGCGCAGACCAACCCGUUCGCGAGCGCGCACCACGAGUUCGUCAUACCGCGCCGCCCCUCCACGCAACGCGACUAGACUAACCGACAACCGUUCAUACGCUGACGAUACAUAUUGCUAGUACUGCAGAACUGUACGUAACAAGAGCUUGCAGGAAAAACAAGGCCGACCGUUUGUUUGUCGAAACUACGUGCAAUAGCGAAAUUGAGCAAUUAUUUGAUGAUGACUUUAAAAACCAUUAAGCCGCUUAAAUUACCGAACGUGCUAAAGACACACUACUCUUUGUGGCGCAGUCGGGUCAGUCAAAAAAAUGCCUUGUUAAUCAAUCGUUCUAUGUUUUAUAAAUAAACAAUUCUUGCAGAAUUAUGUACAUAUUGUAAUCAAAAAUCAGUUUUAUUUAUUAAAAUUUACAAAGAUAACAUUAAUCCUUGUUUAAUUGUACAGUUUAUACCUAUAAUUGAAUUUUUAAAAUAAAGUUACAAAGUUUUGAAGUAAAUUUAGUGAAAAGAAAGCUUAUCGUGAAAUUCACCUUUAUUUUGUUGCCACACAAGCCUCAACGUGAAUCUAAAAAUUCUUGUUAAAAGAAGACCACAAAGUAAAAAAAAGGUAACCUAUUUUAUAGAUAAUGUUGAUUUAUCAAACGUACAUCACCCUAGUGGUUAUUUCAAAUUUUUUGUACGUAAGUACAUAGAACAUCUUACGACUGGCGUCAGCGUAUAAAUUUUUGCCUUAUUUCUUUCAAAAUCAUUGUGUUCAUGUCAUUAUCCAUUGUCAUUUACAUUGUCUUUAAUGAGACUGAAGAUUCAAGGCGACAUCUUCAUACCCUACUGAUUAUAUUUAAGUGUUUAUAUUUAGAAUAGUUAAAUUACUUAAAUUAUAUCCGUUAUGAACUUAUGACCUUUGCCUUGUUUCUAUUAUUAUAAGAAAUCAAUUUAAAUAAAUCACAUCUGAUCAUAAUAGUUUAUAGCCUUAAUUUAAAAUGUAUUAAUUGUAUAUUUUAUUCACAGAUAAUUUCAUAAUUGCAAAUGAAGAAUCAUGCAUAAUAUAUAUACCUAUAACACACUCGUAUAUACAUUGAGGGCAUGUGCAUAAUUAUAUUUUAAUAAUAAAUAGUCCACAAUUAUUAAAAGCAUGUUAUCUAUAUCACAUGAGUAUAAUAUAUAUAAUAAAAGUGUUAUUAGUUUAUUUAUUUAAUGAGUAUCAAAAUAAUGUUAUCAUAUUUAGCAGGAGUUGGCAAUACGUAGUUCCUAACCGAGAGUAUUUUUAUAGAACAAUUCAGAUAAAAUGUUUUAUCAUUCACACAAGCUUCGCAUUCACCUUACAUUCAUUACUUGUAUAUCCACAGGACACAAUUACACAAUAAAUAUAAAAGCAAUGAAAUAGUAUCACCUACAUCAAUGCUUACACUACCAUUCUUAUAAUAAGUUAAGAUAGAUGUUAAUUAAUAAUCAAUAUGGUAAUGAAGUAUAUUUUCAUAGAAAAUAAAUGAAAUGCGUGUACAAGCUAGCAAAUUACUGUUACAGCCUUAUAGAAUGUUAUAGGUAUUAGAAAAUGUGGGUACUUUGUGUAUUUCGUAGUAUGGUUAAGUUUAUCUAAACUUAUUGGAAAGAAAAGAUGCCUUUCGUUUAAAUGCUGAAUAACUAUAAUGUAACUCAUUCUAUUCACAUAGCAAUACCUAUAUAAUAUAUAAUAUUUACUUAUUUAAAAAAUGUAAUUUCCGAAUCUGUGAACUACAUAAUAUGUAUACCUGUCGUCUAAAAAGAUAAAACAUCGAAACCUUAUUUCAUUUUACGUUAUGUAUACAAAUUCAUAUGAUUUACUUACGUAUUUAUAUAUGCCGCAGACAAAUUGCAUAAUUAUGCCGUUUACAAAUAGCAUCGUCAUUAUAUAAAUAUAACAACAUAUAUACAUAAUAUGCCUAUAAUUCGAAAUCAGAAUUUUUUUGUUAUAACAAGAGGCUGGGUUAGGUUAGGUUCGUUUUAUUUUUAACUACCCAAAAACAGGAGGCCCACGAAGCCUGCCUCCGUCGGCCUUUGUACACGUUUGGAAAAGUAAAGUCUCAACAUAUUACAAAAUUCCGAACAUUUGUAAACUGCAUAAUCGCACAAUUUUCCUGCGACAUACAUGUAUUGCAGAUACAGAGCCAUGUUCAAUCCAAUUUAAAUUCAGUUGUUUGUAAUUAUGUCGAACUUUUUAUUCAGGUUCAGAAAAAUAAUGAAUUCAGGGUUUAUCAUGUAGUGGUUUUAAUUUAAAUAAAAUAUAAAAAUAU
Messenger RNA from Zerene cesonia (dogface butterfly), 8590 nucleotides. RefSeq names its product MAP kinase-activating death domain protein (gene Rab3-GEF). Gene Ontology annotation, molecular function: guanyl-nucleotide exchange factor activity. The transcript has 40 exons. Bases 684 to 6404 code for a protein of 1906 amino acids. Lineage: Eukaryota; Metazoa; Arthropoda; Insecta; Lepidoptera; Pieridae. Gene Ontology annotation, biological process: regulation of apoptotic process; regulation of Rab protein signal transduction. The record is from RefSeq and is a predicted model, not a curated record. Gene Ontology annotation, cellular component: cytosol.